Molecule: messenger RNA, 1735 nt
Organism: Chinchilla lanigera (long-tailed chinchilla)
Lineage: Eukaryota; Metazoa; Chordata; Mammalia; Rodentia; Chinchillidae
Gene: Tk1
Product: thymidine kinase 1, soluble
Exons: 7
Coding region: 134-829 (231 amino acids)
Biological process (GO): thymidine metabolic process
Molecular function (GO): ATP binding; thymidine kinase activity
Source: RefSeq, a predicted model, not a curated record
UUGGCUCGGGGAAGCGGGCUCCCGAUUGGCCCCGCGCUGUGCUCGAACGGGACUGCGCGGGAAACAGCGUAAUCCGGCAGGCGGCGGACAGGCGCAGAAGUCCCUGGCGCUGCUGCGUCCUUUGGGAGACACCAUGAGCUGCAUCAACCUGCCCUCGGUGCUGCCCGGCUCCCCCAGCAAGACUCGGGGCCAAAUCCAGGUGAUUCUCGGGCCCAUGUUCUCAGGGAAAAGCACGGAGCUGAUGAGGCGGGUACGCCGCUUCCAGAUCGCCCAAUACAAGUGCCUGGUCAUUAAGUACGCCAAAGACACGCGCUACAGCAGCAGCUUCUCCACACACGACAGGAACACUAUGGAGGCGCUGCCAGCCUGCCUGCUCCGGGACACGACCCAGGAAGCCCUGGGUGUGGCUGUCAUAGGCAUCGACGAGGGGCAGUUUUUCCCUGACAUUGUGGAGUUCUGCGAGGCCAUGGCCAACACCGGGAAGACAGUGAUUGUGGCGGCCCUGGACGGGACCUUUCAGAGGAAGGCUUUUGGCAGCAUCCUGAACCUGGUGCCCCUGGCGGAAAGCGUGGUGAAGCUGACCGCUGUGUGCAUGGAGUGCUUCCGCGAAGCCGCCUACACCAAGAGGCUGGGCCUGGAGAAGGAGGUCGAGGUGAUUGGUGGAGCAGACAAGUACCACUCCGUGUGUCGCCUCUGCUACUUCAAGAAGUCCUCGGUCCAGAAUGCUGGGCUGGACAAGGAGAACUGCCCGAUGCUGCCGGGAGAGGCCCCGGUGGCCAGGAAGCUCUUCGCCCCUCACCAGGUGCUACAGUGUGGCCCUGGCAUCUGAGGACCCUGGGGCCACAGGGGAGCCUCCUGCCCCUGUCCUGCUGCCCCGCGAGGCCCUGUAGAGCAGCCAGAACUGUGCCCAGUGAGAAAGGUCCUCCCUCCUCGCCAGCCCACGGGCCUCAGUCUCCACCCCAGCCAGACCUGCUGGUUUGGGGUCCACACCGUCUCCUCCAGGCCGCGGCACAGCCACACGCUAUUGUGACACUGGUGCUGCCGGCUGCUUCCUCCUUUGUGGCUUUCACUGCCGAGUUUCUGUUCUCCCUGGGAUGUCUGUGCCAGCGCCCCAGAGCCCCGCCUUGCACAGAGGGCCCUGUUGUCCACUCUGAGGACAUCUGGUCCCGUGUCCCCUGCUGCCCUUUGGACUGAAAUCCCUUCCUAUGCUCUAGCUCAAGCAGCGGUGGUUUCUCCAGAAAAAUGUCAUCUUUCAGGCACCACACCGCAGCAUGGCUGCUGGGAACGGGCCUCUUAAAAGAGGAAGGUGGGGCCGAUGAUGUAGCUCAGCGGCACAAGCGCCUGCCUGACAAGCACAAGGUCCUGAGUUUGAUUCCUGGUGCCAGAAAAAAAAAAAAAAGAGGAAGGUGCUCUGUGGCUCUGGGCCCUGCCUCUUGCUGCAGUGUCUUGAUGUUAAUGGCCAUUGUUGGAUGUCAGUAGCUGGUAAAGCCACAUUUCACUUUUUUUUAAAAAGGUGGUACCAGGAAUUGAACUCAGGACCCCACAUUUGCCAGGCAGGCACUGUGCCACACAGCUAUAUGCCUGGCCCUCAUUUCACUUCUGCCUGGUGCUUUGGGUCUUGUACGCUGCUCUCACAGGACGAGUGGGGGUUUCAUCCAGAUCUCAUGCUAGAACUCGUGUCCUUCUGACCCAAGCCUAUUUAUGAGAAAAGACUGAGGGCCAUGUCCUACGAGAA